This is a messenger RNA of Meriones unguiculatus (Mongolian gerbil), 3871 nucleotides long. RefSeq names its product SLIT and NTRK like family member 1 (gene Slitrk1). Gene Ontology annotation, molecular function: protein binding. The record is from RefSeq and is a predicted model, not a curated record. Bases 589 to 2679 code for a protein of 696 amino acids. Gene Ontology annotation, cellular component: GABA-ergic synapse; postsynaptic density membrane; glutamatergic synapse. Gene Ontology annotation, biological process: regulation of presynapse assembly; axonogenesis; positive regulation of synapse assembly. The transcript has 2 exons. NCBI's taxonomy places the organism in Eukaryota, Metazoa, Chordata, Mammalia, Rodentia, Muridae.
UUCAGCAUUCCCUCACCAGAUGGAUUUUUGCUACUGCAGAUCAGCAGAGGGUGUCAGAUCUUUCAGAGUGCACCAGGCUGGAACCAGCAGAGCUUCUUAGCAACUCCCCCCUCCUCCCCUUUCUCGCGCUCUCUUCCUCCCUCAGACAACUCGCUCCCCCUCUCUCCUCCCCCCUCCACGUAAUUCCGAAAGAGCAGAAGAAAGAGAAGGAGAACAAGCAAAGAAGAGCUAGUAAGAGCCGGCCGAAGCACAGAAAAAAAGAAAAGAAAAAAAAAAAGAGAGAGAGAGAGCUGAAGACGACCUAAGGGGAGAAAAGGAACAGGAUGGACAUCCACAAAACGCAGCGGUUGCGGAAAUUUUCCAGCGCCAUUGGCUGGGCAGUGUGAGUCUUUUGGGCGGGCGUGAUUUCAGCACCGGGGGCCCUGGACAGCACCUCGGGGGUACUCCUGGGCAACCGGCGACCAAGACAAGAACUCCUCCAGCUGCCUGGACCACUGAAGCCGCCGAAAGCCCUGCUUUGUAUCAGAGAGGCAAGGAUGGUUGCUGUUACUUUGUGAUGAGAUCUGGGAUGAAUUGCUCGCUUUAAAAAUGCUGCUUUGGAUUCUGUUGCUGGAGACGUCUCUUUGUUUUGCCGCUGGAAACGUUACAGGGGACGUUUGUAAAGAGAAGAUCUGUUCUUGCAAUGAGAUAGAAGGAGAUUUACACGUAGACUGUGAGAAAAAGGGCUUCACGAGUCUGCAGCGCUUCGCCGCCCCUACUUCCCAGUUCUACCAUUUAUUUCUGCAUGGCAAUUCCCUCACUCGACUUUUCCCUAAUGAGUUCGCUAACUUUUAUAAUGCGGUUAGUUUGCAUAUGGAAAACAAUGGCUUGCAUGAAAUCGUUCCGGGGGCUUUUCUGGGGCUGCAGCUGGUGAAGCGGCUGCAUAUCAACAACAACAAGAUCAAGUCUUUCCGAAAGCAGACUUUUUUGGGGCUGGACGAUCUGGAAUACCUCCAGGCUGAUUUUAAUUUAUUACGGGAUAUAGACCCGGGGGCCUUCCAGGACUUGAACAAGUUGGAAGUUCUCAUUUUAAACGACAAUCUCAUCAGCACCCUACCUGCCAAUGUAUUCCAGUAUGUGCCCAUCACCCACCUCGACCUCCGGGGAAACAGGCUGAAAACACUGCCCUAUGAGGAGGUCUUGGAGCAGAUCCCCGGCAUUGCUGAGAUCCUGCUAGAGGAUAACCCUUGGGACUGCACCUGCGAUCUGCUCUCCCUGAAGGAAUGGCUGGAGAACAUUCCCAAAAACGCCCUGAUCGGGCGAGUGGUCUGCGAAGCCCCCACCAGGCUACAGGGUAAAGACCUCAAUGAAACCACUGAACAGGACCUGUGUCCUUUGAAAAAUCGAGUGGAUUCUAGUCUUCCGGCGCCCCCAGCCCAGGAAGAGACCUUCGCCCCUGGCCCCCUGCCAACUCCUUUCAAGACAAACGGGCAAGAAGAGCAUGCUACUCCAGGGGCUGUUCCAAAUGGAGGUACAAAGAUCCCGGGCAACUGGCAGCUCAAAAUCAAACCCACGCCACCGAUAGCAACUGGGAGCGCCAGAAACAAACCCCCAGGGCACGGCUUGCCCUGCCCCGGGGGCUGCAGCUGUGACCACAUCCCGGGCUCAGGCUUAAAGAUGAACUGUAACAACAGAAACGUGAGCAGCUUGGCUGAUUUGAAGCCUAAGCUUUCCAACGUGCAGGAGCUUUUCCUUCGAGAUAACAAGAUCCACAGCAUCCGAAAAUCACACUUUGCGGAUUACAAGAACCUCAUCCUGUUGGAUCUGGGUAACAACAACAUCGCAAACAUAGAGAACAACACUUUCAGAAACCUUUUGGACCUCAGGUGGCUGUACAUGGAUAGCAACUAUCUGGACACGCUGUCCCGGGAGAAAUUCGCUGGGCUGCAGAACCUAGAGUAUCUGAACGUGGAGUACAACGCGAUUCAGCUCAUUCUCCCCGGUACUUUUAAUGCCAUGCCCAAGCUGAGGAUUCUUAUUCUCAACAACAACUUGCUGAGGUCCCUCCCCGUGGACGUUUUUGCUGGGGUCUCCCUGUCUAAGCUCAGCCUGCACAAUAAUUACUUCAUGUACCUCCCAGUGGCAGGGGUGCUGGACCAGUUAACCUCCAUCAUCCAGAUAGACCUGCACGGGAACCCCUGGGAGUGCUCCUGCACCAUUGUGCCUUUCAAGCAAUGGGCAGAACGUCUGGGCUCCGAGGUGCUGAUGAGCGACCUCAAGUGUGAGACUCCGGUGAACUUCUUCAGGAAGGAUUUCAUGCUGCUCUCCAAUGACGAGAUCUGCCCCCAGCUGUACGCCAGGAUCUCGCCCACGUUAACUUCGCACAGUAAAAACAGCACUGGGUUGGCGGAGACCGGGACACACUCCAACUCCUACCUAGACACCAGCAGGGUGUCCAUCUCCGUGUUGGUCCCGGGACUGCUGCUGGUGUUCGUCACCUCCGCCUUCACCGUGGUGGGCAUGCUCGUGUUUAUCCUGAGGAACCGAAAGCGGUCCAAGAGGAGGGAUGCCAAUUCCUCUGCGUCCGAAAUUAAUUCCCUACAGACAGUCUGUGACUCUUCCUACUGGCACAAUGGGCCUUACAAUGCAGAUGGGUCCCAUCGGGUGUAUGAUUGCGGCUCUCACUCCCUUUCAGACUAAACCCUAGACCCUAAAUGGCGAGGAGUGCAGGAAGGCGAUACAUCCUCUCCUGCUGCCAGCAUCGCGGGGGGAGUAGGAGAGCAUUGACCCAGAUCUAGGGUGUCACAUGCCCCGAUGGACAUAAGUAAAUAAAUAACUAUGAACUCACUCAACUAAGAGGCUCUGGCCCUAAGCUCCCAUCUGAAAACAAAGAGCAGACUGUGGAGCUGCGAAUGCAGCUAGCUAGCUCUUUGCCCUGAGCUCCUUUUGAUGGAAAGCCCAGCAUGGGGCCUGCCAGAAGAAUUGAGCGCCCUUGCUAAGGGCCAAAGGUCUCUCGGGACUGGCUGCAGUGUCUCUAUACAUAUAUACAUAUAUCACAGCUAUAUAGAGAAAUAGAUAUCUAUUUUUCCCCUGUGGAUAGCCCGAAGAUGGCUCCCUGUCUGUUAUGCAGGGAUGAGCAGUUGCACGAAGGCAUGAAUGUAUUGUAAAUAAAUAACUUUGACUCUUGACAAGAACAAAAAACACAAAAAGUGCUGCAUGGCUCGCAUGGAAUCCACACGCUCCAGGGACUCUGUUCCCCCAACCCCAGCUCCCCACUGCGACUGGAGACAGCGUCACAGCGCCCAUCCUUUUACCUGAUAAGUCCCAUCGUAUCAAACUUUCUAUAAAAAAAAUACAGUAUAAUCAGAAAGUGCCAUUCCGCCAUUAUUUGUGAUUGGUAGGCAGUUCAGAACGUAUGUUUACAGUGAAAAAAAUGUAAAGGUUUUAUUUAAGACAUUUGCAUGGCCAGUCAUCAGUCCAUUUUAUGAGUUAACAAUGUAUUUUGUUGAGCAAAGUUUUUAAGGGUUCUUUUGGGUUCUUUUAUUUUGAUGGUAAUGUUUGAUUUAAUUUUAGUUUCUGAGGGGGAAUAUUUUUCUAUACAUAUCCAAUAAUGCCUUCCAUCUGAAUGUAAAAUAAGUACCCAUGAUUUCUAUUAUAGUACCAGUGUAAUUAUUUAAGAAAAAAAAAGAUUCUGGGGCAGUUAAGCAUGACCAAUUAAUGUCACUCUAGUGCUUACUUAGGCUGCGAUCCUAUGGUAGCAAUUGUGUGCUGGUAUAAAUCUUACUUAUAAAGUAGGAACAAAGAAGCGAGGAAGCACGUGAAACUUACUAAUUCUAUUCGAGGAUUUUAUAAUGGCAUAUUUUUUCAGUAUUAAAGUGAAAAUGUUUUCAAA